Molecule: messenger RNA, 2159 nt
Organism: Ciona intestinalis (vase tunicate)
Lineage: Eukaryota; Metazoa; Chordata; Ascidiacea; Phlebobranchia; Cionidae
Product: serine incorporator 5-like
Cellular component (GO): membrane
Source: RefSeq, a predicted model, not a curated record
UAUUUGAAUAAAAUAUAGGGUAUUUAGUACACCUGAUACAUUAAAAUGUGUAUUCCCUGCUUAGUUGGGCAGGUUGCCUGUUGCUGUGGUUCAGCAGCAUGUUCACUAUGCUGUGCAUGUUGUCCAAGCAUCAAAACUUCAACUGGUACUCGCCUUAUGUACAUGUUCUACUUGGUGAUAUGCACAGCAGUCAGUUGUGUAAUGAUGUCCUCCAGUGUGCAGGAGAGUUUGAAAAGCAUUUGGUUUUACAAUCAGAUAUGCGCAUCUGCAGGAGUCAACUGUGAAGCUAUCAUUGGAGUGGAAGCUGUCUACAAACUUAUGUUUGGGGCCGCUUGCUUUUUCUUUCUUUUAAUGAUCAUAACUUUUGGUGUAAAAAACUCAUCAGAUUGCCGAGCCAGCAUCCAGAAUGGAUUUUGGUUUUUCAAGUUUUUGAUUCUUGCUGGCUCCUGCAUUGGCAUGUUUUUUGUUCCGAACACAACAACAUUCAUUCAAGCAAUCCUUUACAUUGGCAUGGUCGGAGGGAUUUUCUUCAUAGUACUUCAGCUCAUACUUCUAGUUGACUUUGCUCACACCUGGAAUGCAAGCUGGCUAUCUGGAGCUGAGGACAACAAAGGCUGGAUGGUUGCAUUAGCACUCUGCACAUUUUUGAUGUAUGCUGCUUGCAUAACUGGAUUUGUGCUUAUGAUCGUAUACUACACUGACAGUAUUGGAUGCACUAUAAACAAAGCCUUUAUUGGGGUGAAUUGGGCUCUAGUUUUUAUUGUUUCUUUCCUGGCUAUAUCUCCAAAAGUUCAAAAGCACCAGCCAAGAUCUGGUCUUUUACAAUCAGCAGUAGUUGCCGUGUACGUCAGUUACUUGACAUACUCAGCAAUUGCAAGCAAUCCUGGGGAAAACAGGCUUGUUUUGACAAACGGUGUCCAAACAAUGAACUUAACAACUUGUUUCCAAGGCACUCAAGAUUCUACAUCCAACACAAUCUCCAUAGUAACUGGGUUGGUGUUUGUGUUCAUCGUGGUGAUUUACGUUUCUCUACGGACGACUUCUUCCUCUGAACAAGAGAGAUUGACAUUAAGAGGGAACGCGGUUGAUGAACCUUCAUGUUGUUGCUGCUGUGGUGGAGGGGAUAUGGAUGAUGUGGAAUCAGGUAAGGAGGGAGGAGGACAGAAAGUCAUUGAUGACGAAGAGGAUGCGGUCUCAUACUCUUACUCCUUCUUUCAUUUUAUAUUUUUCCUGACGACGCUUUAUGUUAUGAUGACGCUGACCAACUGGUUCACACCUACCGAUGUACAGCAGACAUUGGAGAGCAGUUUGGUUAAUGGGAAUAAUGCAGCAAUGUGGGUGAAAAUAAGCACAUCCUGGGCAGCUAUUAUAAUCUAUGUGUGGACCUUAAUAGCUCCUGCUUGCUUUCCUGACCGAGACUUCCCAAGUUAGAGCUGACAAGCUAUAUCAAUGACUUUGUAUCAUUAUAAUGCAUGAACAACACCAUCUUUCAAGGUAUGUUUCAUAAAUCAAACUUACAAAUAUUUUAUUUGAGACAUUAAGCUUUAUUUGGUCGCCAAUUUAAGUUGCAUGUCAUAUGUGUGUAAUAAAACAUGUUGUAUGAUUACAAAUGCAGGUUAGGCAGUGAUAGUUAACCAACACAAAUUUGAAAUAAACUUUGUCUCAUUGGUUAUUUCAAUGCUUAUCUGAAAUGUAGAAAAUUCCAAUGUUGACCUGCUAACCCUGCCAUUCAAGGUUUGAAGUCUGUUGUAAAAUUCAUUAUAAAUAUAUUCAGUUUAUUGUACUUGUGGUGCAUAUUAAUCUGUAUUUUAUAUUGAAAGUGACUUCACUUAAAGCAAAGGCAUUCCAACCGAAAGUUAUAUUGCCCCUUUUCCAUUUUUAACCCUUAAUCUUCUUAACUGAAGCUUAAAUAAUAAUCCCUUAUUUUGAUAUUUCUAAUAACGAUUGGUAUUUCAUUUUAAAACCAUGCCUUUUAAAGUUAAAAACUAAUCAAUUUAUUUACUUUGAUAAUUAAAACAUAGUUUACAUUUAAAAUACUCGUUUUAUGGCGCACCAAUAAUGCAUGUAUUUACUUUUAUGUGGCCCAACGUAUUGUACAGUGACUUGCAAUUAUAAAGUUAUUUUGUAAAAAUAAUAAAUGGUAUAACCCUUUGUGCUAA